CAGAGAGAGAGAGAGAGAGAGAGAGAGAGAGAGAGAGAGAGCAGAUGGGAGGGAGAGAGAGAGAGAGAGAGGACGAGCGCCACACACAACGAGGGAACCCCAUCAGCUGGAAGUCGAGUAACAUUACAACUCUCAGCAGCCUGAAACUACUACAUUACACAGACGAGGGAUUCACAUCAUCUGUGAGGAUUUAACCCGCCAAGGAUCACGGGAUUUCUGCUCUCUAACGUCACAUUUUUUCUAUUCUGCGGAGACUGUUUGCUGUUUUUUAGGGGUGGGUGGGUGGGGGGGGACAAACUGGCGAGAGGCGAGCAUGGAGUAUUUCAUGGUACCAGCUCAGAAGGUGCCCUCCUUGCAACAUUUCAGGAAAACGGAGAAAGAAGUGAUUGGAGGGCUUUGCAGUCUGGCCAACAUUCCUCUGACCCCAGAAACAGCCCGGGACCAAGAAAGGCGAAUUCGCAGAGAGAUUGCUAACAGCAACGAGCGUCGGCGGAUGCAGAGCAUUAAUUCUGGAUUCCAGUCACUUAAAACACUCAUCCCACACAGCGAUGGAGAGAAGCUCAGUAAGGCUGCCAUCCUGCAACAGACAACUGAGUACAUUUUUACUUUGGAACAGGAGAAGACGCGGCUAUUGCAGCAGAACAGUCAGCUCAAACGAAUCAUACAAGAGUUAAGUGGUUCCUCCCCUAAGAGACGGCGUGCGGAGGAGAAAGAUGAAGGGAUUGGCUCACCAGACAUUCUGGAGGAGGAGAAGACUGAGGACUUGAGGAGGGAGAUGAUUGAGUUAAGGCAGCAGCUGGAGAAAGAGCGCUCAGUCAGGAUGUUGCUGGAAGAUCAGAUGCGUUCCCUGGAUGCCCAGUUGUACCCAGAGAAACUGAAGGUGUUCACCCAGCAGGUCCAGGAGCACCAUCCUCAAACACAGAGCCUUGUCCGUCUGCAGCAGCACAAACAGCUGGAGAGGGACCUUACUCCGGCCCACAGCCCACAGGUGUUGGCCCCGGCUACCCCACCUGCACCUACACACCAUGCCACAGUCAUCGUCCCUGCGCCUUUCCAGCCCCCCCAGCCCCAUCAUGUCACGGUGGUAACCAUGGGCCCGACAUCAGUUAUCAGUGCAGUGUCCACAUCUCGACACAACCUUGACACCAUUGUUCAAGCAAUCCAGCACAUCGAGGGCACCCAGGGAAAGGGUUGUGUGGGCGAGGAAGAGCAGCGGAGGGCGGUCAUUGUCACUUCAGGGCGUGUCCCCUCCGAUGCUGCGGGGUCAGACACAGCCUCAAACAGCGACGGGCCCGACGACUGUUCACUUCCCUGAGUUCUUCUUUGAAGUCUCACACGGCGUACACUUACAUACACGCACACACGUACACACAAAAGGCCCAAGCAGACCAGGGCCACAAGUGGCUUCUAACCCACAGCACUCUUGUUUAGUGGACAUUAAUAGGGCUUGUAGACAGAUUGAAGCACUCGUUUUUUCUUUUCAGUACACUCUUCCAUGUUGUACUUUGAUAGGCAGCCCAAAUAGGUUUACACUUAGACCCUCAUACAUGUACUCUCUCUUGUGUCUUUUUCUCUGCUUAUCUUUAACCCCCUGCUCUCCAAACACACAGACUCUUGUCUGUUCAUUAGUUUAUAGAGAGGUUAUUAUACUGGCUACUUCACUGACUGAUCCAUAAAUGCUCCGUCAGAAUGUCUGCUAAACAUCACCAUAAACACCAGGACUGUUCUCUUUUUUUUCGGCCCUGGAGCAACGGGACUGAUCCACGAAACAGGAGUCAAAGAAGCCAGCAGUGUGGCAUCAUCACCCAACAACAGUGCAUUUUCAUUUAAGAUGAACAUCCUUUAAACCUCCUUCGUUUUGAGAGACACUGUAAGCUGACAAGGCUGUCUCAAAGUUCUACCUUUUAGGCUUCUGAAUGAAAUAAUAUGUAGUUUUACUCUUGUGAAGUCUACUUUUUUAUGUUUUGUUUCUCUAAGGCUCCCUAAGGCAGCAAGUUAAAGUGAUUGUAUUGGGGAAAAAAAACACAAAAAGCACCACGACAGGAAUUUAAAAGCAGUUGUCAUGGCUGACUUUUGCUAACAGGAAAUGAAGCAAAGUUAGAGAGGAGAGAGUGUCCUUACUGGUUCUCAGCUCUAUUAUUUUUGUUUUGUUGGUUGCCAUUUUUACCGGGCUGGGUUCCCAGUAAGCUCACAUAUGUAUUGGCAUGUUCUUUUUUUUUUACUUAUGGCCUGACAAAAUAAUAUCAGUGUUUUGAGAUUUCUUGACACGCUCCCCUCGUGUGUGUGUGUGUGUGUGUGUGUGUGUGUGUGUGUGUGUGUGUGUGUGUGUGUGUGUGUGUGUGUGUGUGUGUGUGUGUGUGUGUGUGUGUGUGUGUGUGUGUGUGUGUGUGUGUGUGUGGGGAUGUGUGUGUGUGUGUCCCAUUCAACGUUUUAAAUCAGCAGGGCUCCACGGUGUCCUAGACUCUGGCAGUCUGCAACAGCACCGCUUUUACCUUGGAAUAAAGGCACGUGUGUAUGUGCACACAACACUCCACAUACAAAUAUGGCUGACAUACAAUCACUUGUUGGCUCAAUUUUAGGGCUUGUUUAUUUAGCCCUUAACAUUGUUGUUUCUUGUCCAAAUUUUGGGACAUCUAUCAAAGCAGAUAAUACUUUAAAUACGAGGAAAUUGCCCUGGAAAAUUGUUUGAAUGUGCUAUAGAGGUGACUGGGUUGACCACACAUGUUCUAUGCAUUUACCUGCAUUGAUUGCAUAGAUUUGUCCUCUUGUGUGCUCUCUGUCUAGGGUACCAUGGUAUAAACACAUCUCUACUCUGAUCAUAUGUUUUGACUGGAACUGUUGGUUGACAGACAUUAAGACAUUUAGCUGAGAGAGGCAGCAGAUUGCCCUACUAAUAGCCCGUGGGUGCAGGGAGGCACUGUAAAGCCAACCUUAACAGAGCCUGUGAGGUCUGAGAGACGUACCUUAAUACUUAAUCUGCGCCAUUUGAUGGCCACUGGAAUCUCUCUGGUUUUCCCCUCAGCUUUCCAAACAGGCUUGUAAACACCCGGGGUGUGUUAGAAUAUAUACUCUGUUAUUAUGUCUAUUUCACUUAUGCUUCGUUUGAUUAUGUUUGCCACAAAUAUGGAACAGGUUGCUGGUAUACCAGUUACAUUCAAGCGCUCCUAAUAUUUGUUCUUUCUAAGUAUUGAAAAUGUAUUUGCAACCACUGGCCCCUUCGUGUACAUGAAAGCCAGAUGUGUGGGUAAAAAAAUCCACCUUGAAAUGUUGACAUUCCAUAAAAUGUUACAAAUUUUUCCUAUCAAGUUACUUUUCAAAAGUGAGUGAGUUUAGAGACUACAGUUACAUUUAGUGCUUUUGACACAUCAUUGCUAUUUUAUAAUUGCAUUUAAGGACAAACUCAUUAUUCAAAUCCCUUGCAUUAAUGCAUAGAUGGAGCUUUGAACUGCUGGACAGAUAAUGUGUUCAGUUGGACGCAUCUCUCAUGAUUAUGUCAUGGAAUUGCCCUUUAAAGAAAUAUUGACGUCAGCUGCACUGACUGAAAUGAGUGACGCAUCUGUCAAAUUUAAUCAUGGGACAUUUUCCCAGUACUUAUCACUAUAGGCAGGGGAUUCCUGGAAAUGCAAAAAAAUGUUUUGAAAGCUCUGCUUGUUACUUUUGAGUAUCUGCAUUUGAUAGUUUUCUUUUCAGAGCUGUUCUAUUUCCAUCAUUGUUUUACACUCGGUUCUGUGUGUUACGAAACGUUACAUUGACAUAUCAGCUUGUCAGAUGAGUGGGGUGGGCUUCGGGAUCAUUUAAUUGGGUCAAAUUACAAAGCACUUACUGUACUAUACUGGAGUCUGCCUCUUUCUUUUGUAUAAAGUGGCAUCUCCUCAGCUGAAGCUCUUUAGGAUAUGAUUAAAAGCCACAAAGCUGUGUAUCCCCCUUUUCCUUCAUGUCCAGACCUUCUACAUCUGGUCCUGUUUGCCCCUCUCAUCUUUUUUUGUUUUUUGUAAAAUCCUUAAUGCUAUCUUUGUAUAUCUAUUGUCAAUGUUUCUUGUGUCCCUUUACAUAUGCAUCUCUCUCUCUCUCCUCUCCCUCUCCUUUUGUCUGUUAUCUGUAACCUUUUUUUGUUAACUUUUCGGUGCAUUUGGUCGUCAAGAAGCUAUUUUUUGUCUUUGUUUUGUUUUUAAAAGAAAUGUUUUGGGGAUAAAGAGGCUUGUGCCUUUGUAAAGACAGAAUAAUAAAGUUUGUACUUUGUUUUUUACGCAUUG
Molecule: messenger RNA, 4253 nt
Organism: Etheostoma cragini (Arkansas darter)
Lineage: Eukaryota; Metazoa; Chordata; Actinopteri; Perciformes; Percidae
Gene: tfap4
Product: transcription factor AP-4 (activating enhancer binding protein 4)
Exons: 7
Coding region: 314-1315 (333 amino acids)
Biological process (GO): regulation of transcription by RNA polymerase II
Cellular component (GO): nucleus
Molecular function (GO): DNA-binding transcription factor activity, RNA polymerase II-specific; RNA polymerase II cis-regulatory region sequence-specific DNA binding; protein dimerization activity
Source: RefSeq, a predicted model, not a curated record